AGUAUGUCGUAUGACACUGGCUUAAACAGCAAAGCAAUGUGUGUAUUUCAAUCUGGUAUUGUUAAACCAAGUUGACGAGAAACUCAAUCUAUGGCUUUCAAUCGAUAUAGGUAGUAGCUAUUCAAGGGAACUACUAGACGUGGCGUUACGAUAACCCAUUCGGCUGAAGUUACGAUAUCGACACAGUCGAGUGAAGCUUCUCAAAAGAAAUUCUUCGUUUUACAUUUUAAUCGCGACCGCUCCCUGCAUAAAGUGUACGCCAAACAGAAGAAUAAAUCGCAUUUCGUUGAGAGUUAAAGUGUGUACUGUACAGGUGAAUCAAACACCUGUUUUAGUCGUGUUUUAUAUGUGGAUUUAUUUACAGUGGUUAUUUUCGAUAUUUAGUGGCACACAAUGGCACGACUUGGAAAGUAUCAUUUAGGAUUGUUAUUCACGGUACUGUGUCUGAUCUUGGCAUCGCUCGCGCUCAUUGUGACGUCAAUUACCACUGACUUCUGGUUCAAGGUUUCAGCAGACGACUAUGCAACUCCGGAAGUGAAACGAAACUUCUCGUACUCGGUCGGCAUGUGGAGGCGAUGCUACAACAAAGAGAUGCCCUUAGGGGUAAAGGCAGAAGACAGGGCCGGUGACUGCGUAUACACUUACAAGGACUUGACCAGACGGGCGGAGGACAACAUGUCAUCCGGGGAGUACAGAUACCUGAGUCUGGAGCGCAGCUGGGUGGCCCUGAUGAUCACAGCCGGUGGACUUCAACUGUUCACCAUCAUCACGCUGAUUUUGGGACUGUGGCCCAUGGAAUCCGCGAAGGCUGUGAAGAGGUCCACUCUCUACUUGAUAGCCGCCAUCAUGACCCUUUUUGCAACAAUGGCAGCCAUGGCGAGCGGGAUAUGCUUCAUCGGCAUGCAGGAAUUAAACAAGACAUCUCGAGCACUAUAUCCGGACAGCGUGAGCAAGAAAUACGACUGGUCUUUCAUCCUCGGCUGGGUCGCUACAGGUCUGUGCUUCAUUGAGGGCUGCAUGUUCCUACUGCUGCUGAAAAAGGACCACGAAGACAUCCGGGAAUCCGGAAAAUACUCAACCAUGUAACAUAAACUUGAAGGAGAUCGCAAUAUGUCAGUACUAACUUCCGCUAUAAACGGUGUGGCAGUCGCCUACAGAAUACUCGUCUCUUUGAUAGGUUUAUAAUAAAUAUUAGAAGCUACAGACCACGCAAAUGCUUUCAAGACUAAGUUUGGACGCGUAGCAACCGAACUAUACCAUUUUGCAUGAAGGCAAACGUGUUGUACGUUAACCAAAUCAAACGCCCACUUGCUAUAGCUUAAUCGUCAUAAAUCAAAUCAUAAUUUUAAAACUAUUUCUUUGAUUUAUGCAAAUAUCCGUUGGUAAGACUGCAACGGAAUGUCUGAUGUCAUAACGGAACUUAAAACUGUUAUCUGUUUAAAUUGCUAUUUAAAUAUAUUAAAUAUCUUAAAGGGAUCUUUUCACGGUUUGGUAAAUUGACACAUUGCAAACAGUUGAUUCAGAUUCGCAAAAUUUCGGUUUAGUUAUGAUAUUUGUAAGGAAACAGUAUUACUGAACAUUUGCCAUGGUCUAACAUAGCCAUUAUAUGCAUCUUUUGACGAUUUAAAAACCUAAAAAUUAUAAAGCGUUGCAACGCGAAACGAUUAAAUAAUAUGGAGAGUUCUGUUGUUGUCGUUUAAAUUGGUGAAACUACGAAGAUUGCUUAUAUAACGUAUAAAAUACGCAUCUUGGCAUAUGCUUGGCAGGAUAGCACAGUUGGCAAAUGCGUUUUUACUUCAGGAUUCAGGGGGUCACUGGUUCGAGCCCUACUGCGGGCUACUUUUUGUUUCCUUUUUUAAAUGUUAUUUUUGAUUUUUUACUGGAGCUUUAACAAUUUUAUGUUUACAUUUAUCAAUAUAAAGCAUUUAAUGACAAAUUUCAAAAUGGAAAAAAUCGGUGAAAAGGCCCCUUUAACGCAAGAAUGAAUUAAAUGCGGUAUGUUCGGCUCUUUCAUUCAUCACAACACAUUCAUUUAUUGUACAUUCGGGCAUGAAUACAGCACGAUUCCCACUUAACAUGAAACUGGCCUAUGAAUAUAAAACCUACUUUUUGUAAUUUAUAAACGAGUAAUUAAAGUAUUGCAUUCACAUUGUAUAAGCGAUGUGUUACAUUGAAAAUACGUUUUAUCCUUUUCAACAAAUCACCCCAUCCUGGUAGGUAAGCCGGUAAAAACUAGUAUUCGGAUUGUGUGUAUGGGUGGGAUAUACGUUCAUUUGACAUAUACCCGCAAACGAUUGACUGAAUGCAACACAUUAUCAGAUCAAGAGUGUAAUAAUUAUGGGUAGAAUGUGACAAGCAGUUUAUGACAAGCCUAGUCUCGUGCAUUUCUGAAGAAGCUUUAAAGGGGCCUUUUCACGUUUUGGUAAAUUGACAAAAUUAAAAGAAAAAUGUUUCGGAUUCGAUAACUUUCGUUGUAGUUAUAAAAUUUGUUAGGAAACAGUAAUACUGAACAUUUACCAUACUUUAACAUAUCAAUUAUAUGCAUCUUUUGACAAUUUAAAAACCUGAAAAUUAUAAAGCGUUGCAACGCGAAACAAUUUAAUAAUAUGGAGAGUUCUGUUGUUGUCGUUAUAUUUUGGGAUACUACGAGGAUUGCUUAUAUUAAGUAUAAAAUACAUCUAUAAUUGUUCAAGCACGGAUGGUCGAGUGGUCUAAGCGACUUUUACUUUAAGACUACUACUCCAGGAGUCAGUGGUUCGAGCCCAGAUGUGGGUUACAUUUUUUCUAUCUUCGAUUUUAUUCUUGUGUUUUUUUUUACUAGAGCUUUUUUGAUCCAAUGUUUACAUUUAUCAAUAUAAAGCAUUUAAUGACAAACUUCAAUAAUAAAAAAAAAUCUGCGAAUAGGCCCCUUGAAAAUGUAUAAGUUUAAAAGCAUUGAAGAAAACUUUUAACAAACGUAUACUUGUCUGACUCUUAUAGCGGUGGACAAGUUGCUAUGAAAUUGCAAGUAUUAUCGCUAUGGGCAUGCUAUCAGAUCGUAUCGAUAGUUAGACGUGUUGGCCAAAGCAUAGUUGGGCGUUUUGACCAGUGCAUCAUUUGUUAAAAAACCUUAUUCAUUUGUAUCACGGUAUUAGCUCGACAUAGUAACAGUUUUGUUAAUCUGUACAUCUUCGAUGUGGUUCUUUUCGUACGGUUGAAUAAAAGAAUCUAGGUGAAAGUAUAUACUUUCACGUCAGCAUAGUUUACUAUCACCAAAAUAAAUAAAUUUUGACUCAAAGUUGCUCCUCGUAAAAUAUAUUUAACACACUUUGUUUGAUAUGAGUGUUUUACGUAAUUGUAAUUGUUUGCUGCAGUCGAAUGCAAAGUACCUGUUCAUUAGUCAAAGAUUUAAAUCUAAUUGACAAUGUACCCGUAUAUUAUAUUAAUUUUGUAUAUAUUGAAAAUUGCAGUACACACAAUCGUACUGUACUUCUCAAGAUGUCAACACAUAUGGUUUACGAUUUAUAACAUUUUUAUCAAGUUUUUAUUAGCGCAUUGUUAUACAACAAUAGUGUUUAACAGAUUCGGCAUCGUUUUAUUGUUAUACUAUAUUCUUAUGGAGCUUGAAAUUAUAGUGGUCUCACGAAAUAUGUCUGCCUCAGACGACUAAACAGGUUAGAACAUCAUAUACGUAUGAUACCAGAGGUAUAACUGGAGUCUAUUUCAUUUUUAAACAUUGAUUUGAAUUCAUUAUAAGACGUUUAAUCAGGAACCUUUUGAGUAAAAAAUAAAUUAACAUGUGCAUACAAGUGUCAUUUGUCUUAUAAUCUCUUUGCAAACAACACACUAGUCAUGCAUAUGAAUCUAUGUGCAAGCAAUUGCAUUAAGACUUUCCAAACAAAAAAGAAUCUUUUUGCUAACAUUCAUUUAGAGUUUUCUUCAACACAUACCAAAACAUGUAUAACAAUAAACAAAAGUUCAGAUAGUUGGAAAUAAAUCCUUGUUUAUGUGAAUAACAAUGUGUAUAGUUCUCCUAAAAUUAUAUACUGUGUACAAAACUCGACGAUAAGGCAAUUUUCUAUCUAAAAGAAAAAAAACAAUCUUGAUGUAUUCACUAUUUUCGUGGAAUCGUUUUCUUACCAAAUAGUUUUAAACUGUCAGCCACUUAGUUCAGAGGGGUUCAAUGAAUCAGAAUGGUAAAACAAUGCAUGUAUUUAUUGCUCAGGUACUAUGCAUUAUGAUUCAGUACGGGAGAUAAUUUCUGUAUUAUAAGUGUUUAAGUAUGUUUGUAAAUAAAGUUUGUAAAUAUU
Dreissena polymorpha is the source of this 4289-nucleotide messenger RNA. RefSeq names its product epithelial membrane protein 2-like. The transcript is spliced from 4 exons. NCBI's taxonomy places the organism in Eukaryota, Metazoa, Mollusca, Bivalvia, Myida, Dreissenidae. The record is from RefSeq and is a predicted model, not a curated record. The coding region runs from base 394 to 1086 and encodes 230 amino acids. Gene Ontology annotation, cellular component: plasma membrane.